CCAAAUUGUUAUUUUCCCGAUCCCUUACUCCCCUUCCUGACGAGAGAGGAUAAGAAAGUUUCAUAAACGUGAAACUUCCUCUCUUUUUUCCACUCUGCCUCUCGAAACCACAAAUCAAUAGCAAAUUGAAAUACAAUACAAAAAAUGGCACAAUCACUAGCCGUACCUGUACUACCUUCAUUUUCCCUCAUCUGCAACACUACCUCUUCAAAACGCACCUCCAGCUCCUUUUCUUUGCCCGCCUCAUCAGUUCCCCCAAAGAUUGGUGGGUUGAGUAUAAGGUGUGCUCGCGUGGGAGGAGUGGAGAUACCAAACAGCAAAAGGGUGGAGUUUUCUUUGCAGUAUAUUCAUGGGAUUGGGCGUACAACAGCUAAGCAGAUACUGGUUGACCUUGGAAUGGACAACAAAUUCACAAAGGACUUGUCUGAAGAAGAACUCACCUCUCUCCGUGAAGAAGUCUCCAAGUACAUGAUUGAAGGAGAUCUUAGGAGGUCUACUGCACUUGCAAUUAGGAGGCUAAAGGAGAUCCAAUGUUACCGAGGUGUGAGGCAUAUUCAGGGAUUGCCCUGUAGAGGGCAACGUACAAAGAACAACUGCCGGACCCUGAAGGGCAAGAAGGUUACUGUUGCUGGAAAGAAGAAGGCACCUCGCUAAAUUGGUUCGUUUUCUGAAGUACAGCAAAUGGAAAACUGUUAAUUUCCAUAUUUGUUGUAACAUCCUGAAUUAAGCCAACUGCUUGGUUAAUUAUUUUGUAUAUCAAAUAGUCUUUAUUAUUACACUUCUGCUUCUUCUUCUUUGUGGAAAUAAGAAAAUGAUGGCAAAACAUACAUAUUUUGUAGCGAGGAUUUGAUUUGGCCAUUCCAAGUUGUCUAGCGACCAAUGCUGUUCCAACAAUCCUUCAGGCUGUGCCAGAUUCUUUAUGCCUUUAAUUGGUGUCAUUGUAGAGGUAUUCACUCCGAUAGAUUAGCAUCCUAGUCCAUUUAGCUACUUGAAAGUUAGUAGAAGGGAUUUUUUUGAGGGGGCAAGAACGCUGUUGUUUAAUUGCAUUUAGUACUUUUAAGCCACUUGCGUUGCAACUCUGAAUUUGCUUUGGCUCAGCCAACAGCACCAAAUGCUCAUAAUACAAACUUCAGUUAGAGACUA
Molecule: messenger RNA, 1143 nt
Organism: Coffea arabica (coffee)
Lineage: Eukaryota; Viridiplantae; Streptophyta; Magnoliopsida; Gentianales; Rubiaceae
Product: small ribosomal subunit protein uS13c-like
Biological process (GO): translation
Cellular component (GO): ribosome; mitochondrion; small ribosomal subunit
Molecular function (GO): structural constituent of ribosome; RNA binding
Source: RefSeq, a predicted model, not a curated record